AAAAAAACGGCGGCCACACUGCCAUGCCGGCAGGAAAAUUGACAAUUGAAGGAAAAGCUUAAAAUUCGCAAAGGACAUGGAGCUGGAACUGGACGUGGUGGAUUCCCUGCAGGCGCUGGCCUACAAAGGACCCUGUCUGCAGCAGGAGAACCUCAGUCGCGCCCUGGACGCUGGAGUCGGAAGUCCGGAGCUGCGAGCGGUGAUACAUUGGCUGGCCCACGAACUGCACGUUCUCCGGAAAACCGAUGAGCGUGUGAGUUCCGACCGGAAGGAUAACGAUGAGUUUGCCUUCGAGUUGUCCCUGCUGCUCACGGAGUUGGGCUGCCCAUAUCGCCGCUUGGUACAGGGAGCCAUGGAGCAGCGCUUCCAGGGCCGGGAUUCGUUGGUCCAACUGCUGGAGUACCUCACAUCCGAACUAAUGACCACCAAGAUGGUUCUAAAGUCCCAGCCCGUGGUGGGUCCACCCUGCAAACGCUCAAAAACCGAAUCCAAUGUCCAGCAAAUUGUGGAAAGCCUAAGCAAGGAUCUUCAACUGGGCGAGCUACCGAAGAACAUCAAUUCGAAACUUCUUUUCGAGAAGAUUACACCCCGUUUGGAGCAGUCCCUGAAGCAGACCAAUCGCCAGGUGGUCAGCGAACCCCUGCUAAAGAUGAAGAAGCCCCUGACAGAUGGCCAGUGGCGCGUGCUGGAGUCCCUGCAUCGCGAUCUGGAGGCGGAGUACAAUCUGCGCCGCCAGAUGAUGACCACCCGACUGGAGGCCACCGUCCAGAGCUUCCAGUGGUCGGAGUCCAUGCGCCAGCGCUCCAAUGAGAUCAUGGAUCGCUUCAAUCGCCAGAUGAAGGAACUGGAGCAGCUGAAAGUGGGCGGAGAGCAGACGGACAUGGCAGCCCUGCUGGCCGCUCGCUCGGAUCUGGCCAUCAUUGAGAAGACCAGCUCGGCGAAUGUGAGGAAGAACACGGCCUCGAAGAUCCAGAAGCAUGUGAUUGGACGGGUGCCAGAUCGUGGUGGCCGGGCCAAUGAGCAUGCUCCUCCGCCACCAGAGAUGCCCUCGUGGCAGCAGCAAAGGGCUAGUGGUCCUCCAGGAGGCGGACGAGGUGGUGGAGGUAAUUUCAGGGGAGGAAGAGGAGGCGGAGGCGGAGGUGGUGGUGGAGGAAGAGGAGGAGGAGGUGGCGGCGACGGACGAGGUGGCAACUGGCAGCAGCCUCAACAGCAGCAUUAUCAGAAUCAAUACCAAAACCAAAACCAACGGGAUCGCAGCCGGGAAAGAAAUGAUCAGCAAUGGAUCAGCGGAAGUGGACGUGUCCAAGGAACAGGAUGGAAUCCGCAGGGCGGACGUGGUGGUGGAGGAGGAGGUCGUGGAGGACAACGUGGCGGCUAUCGAUGAUCCCUUUUUGCGAUAUCUAAGCCAUCACAACGGAAAACUAAAACGACUGAUCCUCCUAUAAUCCAUUAACAUUAACUUACCUUAACGGCACGAAUAACCCAGUUUUAUUUAUUGCAAAACCGAUUGAAUGUGUUUAUAAUUGCAAAUGGACAGCCAUUUAAAAAAUAAACUAAUAUAUGUCAUCUAUUUGCCAGCAAA
Molecule: messenger RNA, 1582 nt
Organism: Drosophila elegans
Lineage: Eukaryota; Metazoa; Arthropoda; Insecta; Diptera; Drosophilidae
Product: protein FAM98B
Exons: 1
Coding region: 77-1384 (435 amino acids)
Cellular component (GO): tRNA-splicing ligase complex
Source: RefSeq, a predicted model, not a curated record